This is a messenger RNA of Nomia melanderi (Alkali bee), 5260 nucleotides long. RefSeq names its product membrane metallo-endopeptidase-like 1. Gene Ontology annotation, molecular function: metalloendopeptidase activity. Lineage: Eukaryota; Metazoa; Arthropoda; Insecta; Hymenoptera; Halictidae. Gene Ontology annotation, biological process: protein processing. The record is from RefSeq and is a predicted model, not a curated record. Gene Ontology annotation, cellular component: plasma membrane.
UGCAGGAGAAACGGUACGAUAUUUCUGUUCUGUUAAACGACCAGUUAUUAUUUUACAGUUCUCGGUGGAAGUGUUCUCAAAAGUAUAGUAUAAGAAACCGUGAAAAAAUCAUAUUGAAAAUAAUGUCGCGUGGGGUGUAUCAUGUCACCAAUCUAGAGGAGGGCAAAGCAGCUCAACGAGAUCAAUCUUAUAGGAGUUGCCUUUUAUCAUUAGUGAUAUUUCUCUUUCUCUGUAUAAUACUCAUCCUCGCCUCACUUCCAUGGAGGAAGAAUUAUAGUUACAACACCAAUUUCGAGAAUGGGCAUCAGAAAUCUGCAGAGGGACUGCAUAAUCAGCAUCAUCAUAGCGAACAUCAAACGACGGCUGACGUCCCUACUGUUACAAAAAUUAUAGAAAAGCAUAGUAAUUCCACUAAAACUGAAAGAUUCUUAAGCACGUCAACCACUACGGCAAAAAUAUUAACAUCCUCAGUGCCAGAUGACAAAAUAUACUUUCCAGAAGAAAUAUUAACGCCUUCUGUGCCUCAACAUAAUUCUACUAUUAUACAAUUUCCCACUACUCCGCAUUCAACACCCGAAUCGGAAGCUACCACAAGUGUUGUUACCGAUUCUACAACUGGAAGAGAAGAAGAAACCACGAUUAAAACUAUUGCUUUUACAACUACAGCUACUGCUACAACAAGUACAACCAUUCCCUCUACAACUACAACCACUCCUUCUACAACCACCGUGUCUACGACAAGUACAACUAUUCCUCCUACAACUACAGCUUCUACGACACGUACAACCAUUCCCUCUACAACUACAACCAUUCCUCCUGCAACUACAACUACCGCUUCUACGACAAGUACAAUCAUUCCUUUUACAACUACAGCUUCUACCACAAUUACAACCAUUCCUUCUACAACUACCGCUUCUACGACAAGUACAACCAUUCCCUCUACAACUACCGCUUCUACGACAAGUACAAUCAUUCCUUUUACAACUCCCACUUCUACGAUAACUACGACUAUUCCUUCUACAACUACCGCUUCUACGACAGUUACAACCAUUCCACCUACAACUACAACUAUUCCUUCUACAACAACUACAGAAAGCAUUAUUACCACGGAUUCAACAUUUGUCACAAAUACAAAUCUCUCCCGCGAUCUUGGGACUGUCACAGAUAUCGUUACCGAUUCCACAACCGAAAGUGAAGAAAAAUCUAUAACUACAAGUACCCCUAUAACUGAAGCUUCUACGACAAAUACAAUCAUUCCUUUUUCAACUACCACUUCUACGAUAACUACGACCAUUCCUUCUACAACUACCGCUUCUACGACAACUACAGAAAGCAUUAUUACCACGGAUUCAACAUUUGUCGCGGAUACAAAUCCCUCCCGCGAUCUUGGGACUGCCACAGAUAUCGUUACCGAUUCCACAACCGAGAGUGAAGAAAAAUCUAUAAGUACAACUACCCCUAUAACUGAAGCCUCUACGACAAGUACGAUCAUUCCUUUUACAACUGCCGCUUCUACGAUAACUACGACCAUUCCUUCUACAACUACCGCUUCUACGACAGUUACAACCAUUCCACCUACAACUACAACUAGCACUUCUACGACAACUGCAACUAUCCCUUCUACAACUACAGAAGGAAUUAUUACCACGCAUUCAACAUUUGUCACGGUUACAAAUCCUUCCCGCGAUCUUGGGACUGACACAGAUAUCGUUACUGAUUCCACAACCGAAAGUGAAGAAAUAUCUAUAAUUUCAACUACCCCUAUAACUGAAGCUUCUUCAACGAUAACAACAACUAUCCCUUCAACGACGACUACACAAUACGCGACUACCACGAAUGCUACAAUUGCUACUACCUCCAGCCAUAAAGAAAAAAGGGAAGUGUGCACAACAAGCGAAUGUAAAAAUUUAGCUAGCAAAAUGCUGUUUUACAUGAACCAUGCGGCUGAUCCGUGCGAGGACUUCUAUGAGUACGCUUGCGGCAGUUUCGAGGCGAAUCCGCAGACCGUGAACCUGGAUUCCGAAAAAGUAGCUUAUCAACGUAUACAGAGGCAAAUGGAAAAGGAAAUGAAUGCCGGCAACACAUCCUUGUUCAUCACAUACUACAACAGUUGCAUGCAAUACGAGGACGUGAACCAAACGGAGAGGAUACGCGAGGCGAGGAAAGCGUUGGACCGUAUUGGAAAAUUUUAUACUGCCGACAAUUUCGAUAGGAGCAACGUGCACUUCACCGAAUUAGUUGCCCAGAUGUUGUUAUAUAACAGUCCGUUGUUAUUCGACGUGUCUCCGAUACUCGACAAGAAACAUCCGAAUCAGUUCACACUGAAGAUAGGCCCUACCACGUACAGUAGUCCAUUCGAGACAGAGGAGAAUUCUUGUUACGCCAGCUGGCAAAAAAGGGACCAAGAAACGGUAGAUCUAAAGGAGCUCUACAAAGAAUACGCACAGUGCAAACACAAUACAACAAAGUUUAUAAAGUCCAUCGCGGACGCCUUGACAGCGCUCGGCGUGUUCGACGAAUUAGGCAACCAGUACAACAUCAGCCAGUAUGUGCAAACUACGGUCUUCAACAUCGACGUUGAAAUCGUGAAUAACUUUCUUAUGAAUUUUCCACCCAAGGAACUAAUUCGCGAGCCGCAUCUUCAAGAAGAAGUCAGCAGUAGUAAAUUCGAUAAUAUGGCAGCUAAUUGGAAAAUCAUAAACUGGAAGAAGUUGGUUAAACUCUUGAUGGAAAGUGAAGUUGAAAUCGCUGGAAACGCAACUAUAGAAAUACACUUUUUCAAUGCUCUGAACAAGGGAUUCAAGAACCUCGAAACGUUCGGAUCCGAAAACCCGAUGGAAUUAAACAACGCCUUGCUAGGAUUGUACGCGCAACAGAUUUAUCAGCAGAUGGUUCUGUCGAAGCGAAACGAAGACAGGGAGAAAUACUGUCUUCGCGUGGCCGCCAAUCUUUUAAUUCCGGACGCUUCAAGUUUAUACAUCUCCACUUUUUCGAGUGACGAGCUCCACUACAUGAAUGAAACAAUACACAGUUUAUUCGAGGAACUGAAGGAAACCUUGAAAUUGACGAUGGAAAAUGAAACAUGGAUACAGGAAGGGCACCAUGAAAAAUGGCUCGCCAAAGUAGAUCAUCUGAAAGUCGUCGCGCCCGAUAUCUCUUAUCUCACUGAGAAGAACUCGACUUACAAUUUGAUGAAAAGUAACAAGAUAUAUCUAACGGACAACUAUGUGAAUAAUUCUAUGAAUUUAAUGCGAAACUAUCGGGCGCGGAUGUAUGCCCAAUUGAUCACGGAUGCAAGUCACCCUGAACAAAUUUGGACAUAUCACGCAACACCGUUUCAAUCUAAGGGGCUUGCGAUUCGAGAACUAAAUCUGGUUGUAAUACCGUUCGGCGCGAUCGACUGGUCCGCUAAGUACGACGAACCAUCGUUUUAUUAUAUUAAGUUGGCGACGCUUGGCACCACAAUAGCGCACCAAAUAGCUCAUCAUUUCGACGCAAAUGCAGCUAUUAUUAGGGGUGACGACUCUCGGUCAACCGACACCGAUAAAGACUUCGAUGUCACAGGAUACAUAGAAUGUCACAAAGUUCUUUAUGGGAAUCGUUUGGAUAUGACAUUACCAUCUACUAAGCAGACUGUGUAUUUCAGUAUUUCGGAAUUGACACUAAACGAACGAUUAUCCGAGACGAUGGGACUCAGAUUAGCUUAUGACACUUUGGAUCGAUUAAGAUCUCAUAAGAUGAGAUCUCAUAAGGAAGUUCAUCUUCCAUGGCUUGAACUUGUUUCAGAUCAGUUAUUUUAUCUCACAUAUGCUCAGAUGCACUGUACAAAGUUACCACUUACGUCGUCGUAUAUAUCAUUGUACGAAGACGAGCAGUUACCGAGUCGCAUACGCAUCUUUGUUUCUGCAUCUAACGAUAGACUCCUAGGCGACGCUUGGAAAUGUCCGGAGGGUUCGAGGAUAAUUCCAAGUCUUAACUGCGGUGUAUUUCCACACCUUCCCAGUUCUUCGUAAGCGCAAUGACUGUUACGUAAAUGAUAUACUGACUGAUUAUUUUCUUUUUUUGAUUUUUUUUAUAUAUAAGGAAGCCUGAUAUAUUAAAUGGUAACGAUACUUUUCUUCAUAACAUUCACACAGGCGAACAGACGCAAUAUGCGAAACUCAGAUGAGCUCAUACAUCCAUCAAUAAUCUACUAAAUUUAUAUACUCUUCUCGUACGUUUUCAUAAUGCGACUAGAAAGUUUGAUAGUGUUAACACUUCACCCUUAAGUCGUUCGUUUCUUGCUGUGAACUUGUUUACAACUGCUUCUUUUCCAAUGUAUCCACAGGUUUUGUAGAAAGAACCAUACUCCCUAAAACACAUAUCUCAAUUGCUAAAAUUGUAUAUUACACUAAUAUUUUUUGAACCAAUGAUGAACUGAGCUCUGAUCACGUGUUUUUUAAUAUUUCAAUAAUACAUACGAACAUAUAUAAUAAGUCAGAAAUGUCUUUGUGCAUGCAGAUGCAUUUACAUGGAUCACAAGUUUCUGUUACACUUACUAUAUAUUUUUUUAAUAUUGUUCAAAUACGUUAUGCAACGCAUUAAAAAAUCUGUACUUUUCAAUGUUGGGGACAUGAAAUGAAGCAUCCAUGACACAAUUUCCUCUGCUUUGAUACCAUUCGUGUUGAUUAGGUAAUAGACUUUAAAAUGUUUGGGUGGCACUCUUGUUUUAUAUUUAGUAGUUGUUAAUUAUAAAUCAAUAGCUCAGUACACUAUCGGCUUAGUAUGAUACGUUAUGCACACUUCAAAAGACUGUGGUAGACAUCAACACAUACCAGUGCUAUGAAUUACGUCCACAUGGUUGUUGCCUAGCUGGGUAACUGACUGUUUUGUAGUAGCUUUCUUUUCAGUCUGAAAAGACGAGAGCCAUGCAAAAGGCAUAAAAGAAAACACAAAUAAUCAUACAGUUAGUUACGAGGUGAACGAUACUUUCACUCUAAAAAACAGGAGCAGCAGGACACAUACCUCAAAGUAUUGAUGCCAAAGAACACAGCCAUAGACACAAAGAACGGAGACUAGAGAUUGACAAAGCAACCAUAAGAGUAUAUUUAAUGCUUGAGUACGUUCAAAUAGUGAAGCACCAUGUCUUAUACAUAGUAAUGCUUCUGUAACCAUAAUUGCACCAUAUACCCAACAUUGUGUCCCUACUCUACUGCAUGCUGGAUCUGUUACAUACAUGUAGUAUUGCCUACAAUUUAUGUAAAUAUUAUAUCACUCAAAA